Messenger RNA from Aspergillus calidoustus, 855 nucleotides. Lineage: Eukaryota; Fungi; Ascomycota; Eurotiomycetes; Eurotiales; Aspergillaceae. The record is from the annotation of a GenBank genome assembly.
AUGUCGACCUCGUCCGCGUCCGGCACAGAAAAGCCCAACGAGACCGACCUCAUCGUCGCGGCGCUCGAAAACCCCCAACACAUCCAAAAGGUCGUCUCCGAGGCCCUCAUCCUCGGCGGCGGGGCCGCCGCCAUCCUGCUGCAGGUCGCGCACCCUGUCGUGGCCAAGGGCGUCGACUACCACAGCAGCUUCGCAACGCGACCGGUCGACCGCCUGCGCACGACCAUGACCUACGUCUACAGCAUGCUCUUCGGCACCCCCAAGGAGAAGAAGAAGAUCAUCGAGCUCACACACCGCGCGCACGCCACGGUCAAGGGCGCCGACUACACGGCCGACGACCCGGGCGCGCAGCUCUGGGUUGCGUCGACGCUGUACGCCGUGGGCAUUGAUCUGUACGAGCAGGUCUUUGGCGUGAUGGACGAGGAGACCGCCGAAGCCGUGUAUCGCGAGUACGUGGUUCUCGGGGCGUCGCUGCGCGUCCCCGUGGAGAUGUGGCCGAGGACCCGCGAGGCGUUCUGGAUCUACUGGGACGAGCAGCUGGCGAGCUUUGAAAUCACCGACGAGGCCAAGCACGUGGCGCAGGAGCUGCUGCAUCCGAAAUUGCCCUUUUACUUCAAGGCGCUGAUGCCGACGGUGAGGCUACUAACUACGGAGCUGCUGCCCCCGCGACUGCGCGAGGCGUAUGGGUUGAAGAGUACUAGGGGGCGCAGGGCGCUGUACAAGUCGACGAUGGCGAUGACCAAGGCGACGUACCCGUUUGUUCCCCGGGCGAUCCGCACGUAUCCUGUCAAGUACUAUAUGAAGGACAUGCGCAAGCGGAUGGCAAAGUAUGGCGAGUCGCAAAGGAAGAUUUAG